UAAAAAAAAAACCCAAAAAACUUUUCUAGUUGCCUUAUCUCUGUAAUCACCCCCCGCGGCCUCGCUCCCGGCUCCUUUCUCCCCGUUUACGUUUCCCCGUCGGAGGGCACCCAUCGCUGCCUCUCACCUCCUGUCUGAACUCCUGCCUCCGCCAUUGCGUCCAGGUGUGAAGGACUGACAGCCGCCCCCGCCCCAGGCUCGGGGGACACCGUCUGAAGAGGAAGUAUUUGAAGUAGAAUCCUAAACAUGCAUUCCACAGAGCUGCCCUUGGCAUUUCUGAUACUGAUGUUUAGUAACACCUCAGAAAAUUGUAUGUCGCGUCUCCACAUUACCGCGGUUGAAGGUGAGCCUUUCUAUUUGAAAUAUUGCCGAUCUUCAUCUGAGCACAAGAAUGAAAAAAACACAAGAUGGUGCUACCAACCCAAUGGGUCACUUGAACAGAUUGAACUAAACCCAAGCAAUUCACCCAGAAUUGCUUUCCAUGAGUAUGCUUUGGAAUUUUGGCCAGUUGAAUUGAGUGACAGUGGAUCUUACUUUCUUAAAAUGGGAAAUGAUACUCAUGAAUGGAAAUUAAAUGUUAUCAGAAGAAAUAAACACAACUGUUUUACUGAAAAACAAGUAAAUACCAGAACUGUGGAAGUUAAAAAACAUUUGAUGAUAAAAUGUGAAACACCAUACUACAGAAAACUGAUCAACAAAACAUCACUCUAUAAGAACUGUGAACAGAUAGAGAUCAGAGGAAACACUUUUGAGAAGAAUGCAGAGUUUGAAGAUCAGGGAUAUUACACCUGCGUGUUUUCCCUUCAUUACAAUGGAAAACUAUUUAAUGUCACCAAAACCUUCAAUGUAACAAUAGCUGGAGAUUACAAUAGUAUAACUCCAGUUCUUCUUGGACCAAAGUUUAACCAGAUUGAAGUGGAAUUAGGAAAAAGUGAACAGCUCAACUGCUCUGCUCUGCUCAAUAAAGAUGAUACAGUUUAUUGGAACUUCAGGAAAGAAAAUGAAACAGAUCAUAAUUUACAUGAAGAGCAAGAAAUAAAAAUUAAGACCUCAGAAGGCAAAUGGCAUGCUUCAAGAAUAUUGCGCAUAGAGAAUAUUAAUGAAAAUAAUCUAAAUUUUCUCUAUAAUUGCACUCUGGCCAGCAAGGGAGGCACAGACGUCAGAGUCUUCAUCUUGGUGAGAAAAGAGAAUGUUGAUAUCCCAGGCCACAUUUUCACUAGAGGAAUGAUAACAGCUGUUUUUAUCUUGGUGGCAGUUGUGGGCAUAGUGACCGUGUGUGCCAUUUAUAGAGUUGACUUGGCUUUAUUUUAUAGACACUUAAUUGGAAGAGAUGAGACAUUAACAGAUGGAAAAACAUAUGAUGCUUUUGUGUCUUACCUAAGAGAAUGUCGACCAGAAAGUUACGAGGAGCACGCCUUCGCUGUGGAGGUUUUGCCCAGUGUGUUGGAGAAACAUUUUGGGUAUAAACUAUGCAUAUUUGAAAGGGAUGUACUGCCUGGAGGAGCUGUUGUUGAUGAAGUCCAUUCACUGAUAGAAAAGAGCCGAAGACUCAUCAUUGUUCUAAGUCAAAGUUACAUGUCUAAUGAGGUCAGGUAUGAACUUGAAAGUGGACUCCAUGAAGCACUGGUGGAAAGAAAAAUUAAAAUAAUCUUAAUUGAAUUUACUCCUGUUAGUGACUUCAUGUUCUUGCCCCAGUCACUAGAGCUUUUGAAGUCUCAUCAAGUUCUGAAGUGGAAGGCUGAUAAGUCUCUUUCGUAUAACUCAAGGUUCUGGAAAAAUCUUCGUUAUUUGAUGCCUGCAAAAAAGAUCAAGCCAGGCAGGGAUGAAUCAGAAGUCUUGCCUGUUCUGUCAUGGACUUGAGCUUUGGAAAAGCUGAAUAUCAGAAAGAACUCUAGAUACUUGGGGAUGGCGUGUAUGAGCUUGUGCAUAACCAAGGACUUUCAUCAAAAUAAUGAACUGUACUCUGUGAAAAUCCUACUCACAAUUUGAAGAUAAAACUUGUCAUAAGGAUGUCAGGGAUCAGAGUAAACAUUGAGCUGUGGUCCUCUGCUUCCAGAAGACCCUGAAAUUAGAAAGAAAUGGAGCUCCUUUUUUCUCUUUUUUGUAACUGGAUGCAGCUGCUGAUACUUGACCCAAUAUCUAGUGACUGUGAGGCUGGGCACCGUAUGGGACGGUGGUGGAUGCCUCACAAGAAGGGCACAGUUUUAAGAGUUUUUAAUGCUAACAAUCUCGUUCAAACUAAAGGACUUUAGGGGCAUGAAGGGGCAUUUUGUGUGGACCAUGGUGGGUAACAGAGUAAGUGGAAUGCUCCCUCCACUGAGCCCUGGUGGCACAGUGGUUAAGAGCUACAGUAAACUACAGCUGCUAACCAAAAGUUCGACAGUUUGAAUCCACCACCAGCUCCUUGGAAACCCUAUGGGGCAGUUCUGCUCUGUCCUACAGGGUCGCUAUGAGUUGGAAUCAACUCGACAGCAGUGGGUUUCUACAUACCUUGGACUGUGUGUGGAGGAGAGAGCAAGGUAGAGAGGAGGCGUGUGAGCCUGCCUGGAAGUAGGUUCUCGGCCUCAGGAUGCGUGUAACCGGUCCUGGCCACAGGUGCAGACCUGUGGUUCUUGGAAUCCACUAAAGCACGAUGAAGAGCUUCUUUAAUGAGGCCUAUUGUGGAAGCUUCUUAGAGGGAACCCAGUGUGCCUCUGUAUCUUUCAUGAAGGACAAAAAUGAAUAAACGUAACUAAGUACUUAGAACAGUUCUUGGCAUAGAGUUAAUAUUCUGUAAGCGUUGCUAUUUUUGUUGUUGUCGUUAGUUAGAUCACUUAGGCAGCACUGGGCUAAAAUGGAAACCAGAGAGCAGGAAAGGGAAGGAGAUCUGGAGAGUAAGGAAGUUUUGAACUGGGAACAUCUCUAUAGAGAGAGAAACCUAUAGGAGAAGCAUAUCAGUAGGGCAAAAGAUGUUUCUCCAUUGGACAUCUGCCUCUUUGGACACUGGAAGAGUGCCUAAAGUUAUGUCUGCCUCACUUACGUGACCCCAGAUGUGUGGGCCUCCUUGAUGGCCUCGGCAGUCAUGGCUGUCCAUGGAAAUCAUUGAGUCACUCAUGAACACCAACCUUAAAGUGAAACAAGACUUGGGUAAGUAUGUAACCAUCAGUUUGGAAGACUGGUUAAAACACAUGGGUGCACUACGAAUAUUCCAGAGGAGUUUCGAUAGAACCUGUUUAAAACAGCUGUAGUAGGUGUUGCUGAAAAUCAAAGAAGAAUGAGGUUUUUAUUAGAUUUUCAGUGUAAUAAAGUGAUUUAAUUGUUACAAGGCUUAAGAUUUUUGAAAGGGGGCUUGUUGGUUGGCUAAACAAGUGAAAGACAAUUCUAUUAAUAACUCUCAUGUUUUAUAUGCUAAAAUGUAUUAGUGAAAAUAUGAUUAUGAAAUGGAGAGAAACUGUACUGGAGUAAUGGUAAUCUUUAAUACAUAGGAUGGUUUUGCUUUUCUUUCACUAUGUAUGUUUUAAAAUAAAUUAAAUGAACCAUUUGUUGAACUUUACUUUUGAAAAGAAAGCAUUUUUAUUUUUGAAAUGUCUGGUGUCUUCUCCCUUACUUUAAGAUUCCAGUACCUUGUUCUCACCAUAUAUUCCCACAUAUUUUAAUAAGAUAUGGGCCAUUCACAGUGAACUCCCACCUCUAUCUUUUUUUUAGACUUCAAAUUAUUUGUACCUACCUUUUUCGUUUUGCUCUCCACUCAGGAACAAAGGAAGGAUUAUCUUCCUUCUUUUACAAGAUCUUCCAAUACCCAGCACAAGGACUUAAACGUUUAAUAGGUCUUCACAUGCCAGUGAAUUAAUGUACAUAUUUUUAAGCUUAGGUACAAACAUUCCUAACUAGGACCAACGUAUUUUUAGAUAUCUGAACAGCCAUUAUCUUCUCUUACAUCAGAUGUCCUUAAAAUCUGGAGUCUAUUUCAGAGAAUCAGUGAGCAAUCAGAUCUCUAAAAUUUGUAAAGAAAAAACUCGUGUGUGUCUAUCAUGUGUAGAGGCAUUUUAUUAGAGUUAUAGUCUUUUAAAGUAGAGAGGGACCUUAACCCUUUAAACCCCCUGUCGUUGAGUUGACAGAGAAGAACUGCCCAUAGGGUUUCCAAGGCCAUAAAUCUUUAUGGAAGCAGACUGCCACGUCUUUCUCCUACGGAGCAGCUGGGGGGUUUGAAAUGCUGACCUUCAGUUACCGACAGAGUGCUUUAACCACUGCACCACCAGGGCUCCUGCUAGAGAGAGACCUUAUUACCUACAUAUUCCAAACCCAGGAACUUGAGACGUGUUCAGUCCAGGGACUUGAUUAAAGUCACACGACUAGCUAAUGUACUGUGUCCUCUUUCUAGAACUGCCUGUUGGAAAGUAAGACUUGAGGUCAGUAUUUUGGAGGCAGCAGGCACUUUUCUGGGGAGGCACAUUAUACUAAGAGGGGGCAGGGUCCCACAGCGAUGAAGUAGGGCUGCUUAGGAAUGGCUCCGAAGACAAAACAGAAGAAGUAAGAGGAACCUUAGGGUUUCUUUCUAGGCCACUAGGGUAAGAAUGAGGGAAAAAUUAGCACUUAAGUCCUCCACAAGAAGAAAGCAUACACUUGAAUGGAACAACUCAGCUGUGGAAUCUGCCAAGAUACAGGAAAUUAGAGCCCCCAACAGGCCCUAGGGGCAAGGUGCAGCCUUCGGCCCACACUGGUUCUGAGUGGUCAGCUGCUUGGGCUUGCAGAGAGGAUGAGCUUUACUGCAGCUAUAAACGUGGCUGUCUGAAGCUGGGACAUUGGCAAAACCAGUGCUCAAGGCAGAGGCAAGUCACAGCUUUAAAUACUCAGAGGAAAGAAUCUUUCUCCCUGGCCUGAAGCGCAGCUGUGAAGGAAUGGGCCCAGGGUUGCAGUGGACACCAUCUUUCUGAGCAGCAGCUCCCCUGAGAGACACCAUCACAAGCGAUGGGGAGCUCUUCAAAGGGUGGCCAAGCCAAAAUAACAGGAAGUGGCAUGCAUGUCUAGGUCCCUCCAGUCCCACCUUCAUGCCACACUGAUAGUGAUCACAGUUCGGGCUGGGAACUUUAAGACCA
Molecule: messenger RNA, 5075 nt
Organism: Trichechus manatus latirostris (Florida manatee)
Lineage: Eukaryota; Metazoa; Chordata; Mammalia; Sirenia; Trichechidae
Gene: IL18R1
Product: interleukin 18 receptor 1
Exons: 11
Coding region: 247-1860 (537 amino acids)
Biological process (GO): interleukin-18-mediated signaling pathway; positive regulation of type II interferon production
Molecular function (GO): interleukin-18 binding; interleukin-18 receptor activity
Source: RefSeq, a predicted model, not a curated record